Molecule: messenger RNA, 333 nt
Organism: Xyrichtys novacula (pearly razorfish)
Lineage: Eukaryota; Metazoa; Chordata; Actinopteri; Labriformes; Labridae
Source: the annotation of a GenBank genome assembly
AUGGCCACCACACUGAUCAGAGGAGGAGGACACAGGUGGAGACCUGGAACAGUGUCAUCAUCAAUGCUCAAACAGAAACCAAACAGCCUGGCCCGGGCACCAGGAGCUGGAUUUAGCCAAGGUGGGGAAAUGCCAGCCAAAUGCCUUUUUGCACUUCUUGAUUCCAUGCUCCACUCUCAUAACAAUAUCAGGGGCCGUUCCGCGGAUGGAGAGAAGGCUAAUAUUGAAGCGGCAGGCCAGACAAAUAAGAGCAAAGUGUACUUAGCCACCUGUGGACCAGCUGGAGAGGAGAUGGCCAUAAGAUGGCAUGAAAUCCACAGAGAUCCAGUCUGA